AUGUGGGAGUUCGUAACAAAAAAUAAAAAUGAUAUUAUUUAUUUAUCUUUGCUAUUGUUUAGUGUAUUUAUCGGGCCGUAUUAUAGGCGGAUAAAUAUUAUUGAGGAGAAGAAAGUGGUCGGUUCGUUGUUGGGUUUGUUUUUGAUAGCUACUGUAUCUGGGUAUAGCGCUCUUCAUCCGAUCCUUUCUGGUAUCUUCGGCAUCAUGGCCAUCAAGUCAACUACCAUUCAGAAAUGUCACGUGACUACAUUCUUCUUUAUGUUCGGCUACCUUACAAUAUUCCGUCUUGGCGAGAGGUUCGGUCUGUCUCCAUCGUCAGGGCAUACGAAUCUCAUAGAGAUGAUCAUAGUGCUUCGUGUUGUGGGAGUGGCGUUUGAAAUGAAUGGAUCAUAUCUGGCUAUGAUGGAAAGGAAAAGGGGUGAUAGAAGAGAUGAUCGCCCCAAGGAAAGGGAUGAGGAUUUCGUGGAACUCAUCAACCCUGAUUAUGUGAAUUUAUUCCAUUAUACGUUCAACUAUAUUGGAUUAUUGACUGGUCCGUAUUACCGUUAUCGUACAUACGACGAUUAUUUCAAACUACCCUUCAGCAAGCACGUUGAUUGUUUCGGCUUCACCAUCAACACACUCAAAGCAGUACCUCUAUACGUCACACUGUACUUGGCACUGUCACAUCUAUUUCCUUUGGAGUACGUGUUAACGGAGGAACACAACAGCCGUCAUUUCGUGUACCGCAUGUUCUACCCGUGGCUGUUGUUCGCUGCUUUCCGUCAACGGAUAUACGCUGGCAUGACUCUUGCUGAGAGCGUCUGCACUUCCGCUGGACUUGGAGCAUAUCCGGUCCAAGGCAGGAACAGAUCCGGCCACGGACCGACCGUGGGAUACUUGAAGAUGAAACAAAUGUCAUUGACCGAUGCUGAGUCUGCUCAAUACGACUUCAAGACCGUCGAGUCUAUGGAAGUAUGGGGCUGUGAGACUGUUGUCACUCUCAGAGACUCAAUGAAGGUGUGGAACAAAGCGGUUCAGUACUGGGUCGCUAUGGUCGUCUACAAACGAUUCCCAUUGAAGGCUUUUAAGAUCCACGCGGCCCUGUUCGUGUCAGUCAUCUGGCACGGUUUCCACCCCGGCUACUUCUUCUGUAUCUACUUCUGUCCGUUCUAUUUGAUGGCCGAAGAUCUUUACUAUCAUCUUUAUUACAAGGAUGCUACCGGCACGAAAAAGAAAAUCAUCGGCUUCAUAAUGUGGUUCCUUCGUUCUCAUUCCGAGUCCUAUCAAGCUGCUGCGUUUUUGCUACUAAGUAUUGAUAGAGUGUGGGCGUAUUAUUCCUCUGUAUAUCACUACUGGUACUUCGUGUGGUUCGGUUUCUUCGUGCUCGGUCUUAUAUUGAAUCGCGUCAGACUAAUGCUAGGCCCGAGGGUUAUAGUUCAUUCUCAGUAA
Messenger RNA from Danaus chrysippus (African queen), 1431 nucleotides. The record is from the annotation of a GenBank genome assembly. NCBI's taxonomy places the organism in Eukaryota, Metazoa, Arthropoda, Insecta, Lepidoptera, Nymphalidae.